This is a messenger RNA of Perca flavescens (yellow perch), 1561 nucleotides long. It is a transcript of the gene arl13a, whose product is annotated as ADP-ribosylation factor-like 13A. Gene Ontology annotation, molecular function: GTPase activity; GTP binding. Gene Ontology annotation, biological process: non-motile cilium assembly; receptor localization to non-motile cilium. Bases 50 to 1378 code for a protein of 442 amino acids. Gene Ontology annotation, cellular component: non-motile cilium; ciliary membrane. NCBI's taxonomy places the organism in Eukaryota, Metazoa, Chordata, Actinopteri, Perciformes, Percidae. The transcript is spliced from 10 exons. The record is from RefSeq and is a predicted model, not a curated record.
GGAGACAUGAGGAAGUGGAAGAUGGAAACCUUAUUACUGAGCACCAGGCAUGUGCACUGUUUUACUAAUCAGGUGCAAGUUCCAGAGAAGAUGGUGGCCGCUGUGCUCACCUUGCUCACCUCAAGGAAACAUGUUCAACCUGAUGAGCAACUGCUGCACCUGGUUCUCCAAAAUACGGGAACCAAUCAGGAAAGCGACCAUUCUGGUGGUUGGUCUCGACAAAGCAGGAAAAACAUCCUCCAUCAGAGGAAUGUUAAGAGUCCCCAAUGGUGUGGAAGCAGGACCCACCAAUGGCUGUGUACGACAUGAGCUGAGAGUGGAGAACUACCUGGUCACCUUGUUGGAUGUGGGGGGCUCAGCAGAGUCGAGAGGAGCCUGGAGGGAGCUCUGUGGAGAAGCCCAUGGGAUCAUCUUUGUGGUGGACUCUAGUGACAGGCAAAGGAUAAAGGAGGUCAAGGAGGUUCUUGCUGACCAGCUGAAACAACCGAGAGUGGCAGGAAAACCCCUACUAGUGUUGGCUAACAAACAGGACAAAAUGAACGCUUUGCUGGGAAGUGAGCUGAUUGAGAUUUUGUCCCUGGAGGAGCUGGUCAACCAGAGCCGCUCUCUGUGCCAUAUCGAGCCUUGUUCAGCCUUAAUGGACCUGCGACGCUGGUCGGACAGAAAGACUCUACGAGGCCUUCGCUGGUUGCUGCGUGCCGUUUGUCUGGAUUACCCCGAGCUGUGUACUCGUGUAGCCCAGGACAGCAAGAGGCCUCUGGAACCAAGAGAGAGGGAAAAGACCUGGAAAACAGAGAAAGUUCGCAGAAAAACCAAGGGGGAACGAAUGCGAUCCAGCAAACCAGAUCUUCGCCAGGUUCAUCGGCCAAAAGAAAAGCAGAAAAAUACAAAGGGUGAAGGAACGAUGCAACCCAUUCGAAACUUGCUGCAAAAGGAAACCAGUCUGAAAAAGAAGACAAAGAAGAAGAAGAAGAAGCCGGUUAAGGUCCAGGAAGGUGAAAAGGAUCAAGUAGAAGCAAAUGAACAGGAGGAGGAAGAGGAGGGUGACGGUAACGAAGGAGAGCAUGAAAACUCUAGCCACAGAGAGAAAGCCAGCAGUGCCCUGAUCCCCCCGAAAAAAGGCAAACCAAAACGCAAAACAAAAGUGAAAGAAGAGACUCUGGACGUGCCAGCAUCACCAGACAAUGAUGCGAAGCCGCUUAAAGCUAAAGGGGAAAGAAGGAAGAAGAAGACAGUUGUCAAAGUGAAAAGGAAGAACAAGAUCAACACAGAGGAGAUGUCUGGAGCUUACACGCAACCUGUGGACCUUUCUGCAACCUUUGAUCUUUACCGAAAAGCAAUACUGGCUCUGAAGGAACAUCAGAAUCAGGGACAGUGAGAGUCAAUCUGCAUCCUGAGUGUGAGGAUGUGGUCCACGGCGGUUGGACACGGUGACACUUCAUCACUUCAAAGGCUGACACAGAGAUUCUGUUAUAUGUCUUCAUCACUUUCUAUAAACUUCAGACCUGAUCCCUGAACCUUUGGAGUGAAACUGCAAAUUCUAAUGUAUAGGGGGCACGUC